This is a messenger RNA of Leishmania major strain Friedlin, 3015 nucleotides long. RefSeq lists its product as hypothetical. The record is from RefSeq and is a predicted model, not a curated record. The transcript has a single exon. Bases 1 to 3015 code for a protein of 1004 amino acids. NCBI's taxonomy places the organism in Eukaryota, Euglenozoa, Kinetoplastea, Trypanosomatida, Trypanosomatidae.
AUGCAGAGAACGAAGCCUGCAGUGACGGUGCCGACGACGUCGCCCAAGGCGGCGCAGGCACCCAAGGAACCCACCAUCACCAUCAUCUCGAGCGACGGGGAGGCCUUCUCACUGAUCCCCAGCACCAUCGCCCACUCGCACCUGCUGGAAGGCGCUGUACGUCGAUGGGCAGAGAUCUAUCAAGCGAAAGUGAAGGAGCGGUGGGGUGCACCCUGCACCCCGACGGAGGCUAACGACGACGAAGACGAUGCUACGGCAGAUGACCUGGAGGAGACCCCAGAUGAGAACUACAUUGCCCACUUCUACGAAGAAACCGCGAGUGAUGUGACGACGACGAGCGGCGCCUUGGAAGACGUGGGUAGCGGCGGUGGUGCCGGCGCCGCCGCACGGCCGUCCGGCAGAGGCGCUGCCACUGCUGCUGCUACCGACGACGACGACGACGCGGAAUCGAAGCGGCGGCAGAGGCGUCCGCAUGCGGCCCGAACGAAGAGCGCGCGGGCCCGUAACGAAGAAGACGCACAUCACCCUAAGAAAGUAGCGCUGCCGUUUGAGUUUGCGGAUACAGAUGAGGGGACGUCGGUGGCGAGACGGGCCUCGGGCGACGGGGAGAGCAACCUGCGCGGUGCCGACAAUGGGGACACCGACUCGGACCGCACCGCCAGCGUGCUGCCCUCCUCGGUGGAGAGCUCUAUGUCGAGCACAUCGAGCCCGUUGAAGUCGCAGAGCAACGGCGGAACUCCGACGCGGGCUAGUGACGCGGCGGGGGUGUUAACCGAACUGGCAGGAGUGCCACGCUUCACUCAUACGCCUCGCUUGGACACACACGCACAGCCGUCACCGAUGUCGACAGCAUCGUUGCAACAUUCCGCCGCCGCCGUCGGAGUUGAGGAAAGCCGCAGUGGAAAUGUGUGCAACACGCCGACAGGGGCAGCCGCACAUGCCUUGACGACCACGGCCGCCACUAUCAAGAGUCGUAACGCGCGCUCCCCUGCCGCCACCGGCACCUCUUCCUCCAGCCGCAGCUCGCGUGUGUCUCCGUCGACGCUGAUGGAUGCUGACCAGUCGACACCGAGCGUGCUCAGCGGCGAGGAAGGCGAAGAAAGGGAGGAGGAACGAGGCCGCGAUGAGGGUGCUGGCGGUGCGAAUGGAGGCAAGCGACCCUCGCGGGACUCUCGCAAUCUAGGCGAUGAGGGACUAGACAGCGUAGAGGUCUCUUCGUCCUCCUCCGAGUCGAUGUCGCCGUUUGGGUGCCCGGCCAACACCACCACUACAGUGCCGAAUGGCCGUGGCGCGCGGCGCCACAGGGACCCCGUCGUCUCGGCCUCGUCCAGUUUCACUUCCAGCACCACCUCCUCCUCGUCGCACCUCACCUCGUCUGGUGGCGGCCGCAGCAAAGGCCACCGGCACAGCAGCACCGUCGUCAAGGUUGGUGCGGCCGAGGCAGACGACGACUUCGAUGAGGAAGACAAGGGAGAUGCGGCUAGGACGGACGUAGGAGUGGCGCUGGACACCGCGGCAGCAGCAGCGAUGACCUCUACUGGAAGUGCUCGCAGCGGUAGCGGCCGCCCCAGCACGUCGCCUCCGCCUCCGGAUUGGUGCUCCCCCAGCAGCUGCCACCAACGCACGCCGUGCAUGACGGACGAGGACGACGUCGGGGCAAUGAUGGCCGAAGACAGGCUUGGUGCGCCGGCUGGCAUUUCACCCGCGCUUACGUCAAGCCGCACAGAAAGCAUUGGCUGCUUCUCGCUGUCUACCCAGCCUCCACUCGCACCUGGCGCAGGGGGAACCGUUACGGCCUCCGUGCCGUCGCCGAUGGAUCACAUCUCGCUGACCGCUGCCACACACGCUGCAACGUCAGCCAGUGCGGCCGCAGAGACUGCCCUCGCCACCAAGAGAAAUAGCGGCGGCGCCGGCGUGAAGCCCCUCACGAGUAGCCUCGCCUACGCGGACGGCAUCCGCAUCACGUCCAGCGCCAUUGUGUUCGACCUCGUGCGAUCCGCCUCGCCGUGCGCCUCUCCAAGCUCUGGCAAAGCCGCAGCCGCUGUGCCAGUUGUCGAAUCCGCGGCCAGCGCCGCUGGCGCACCACCGACAGCGGCCGCACCGACCGUCAAUAUUCACUCCUCCACGCUGCUCGUGUGCAUCAAGUACAUGAAGCACUUCGCCGAGGCGGAGGCGCAGGCAGCGGCUGACGCAGCUGCAGCUGGCAAGUGCCGCAAGCAUCUGCGCCACAAGUAUCGGCAUUGCAAACAUCGGCGCGGCCGCCACAGCAGUGACAGCAGUGGGAACGACGACGAUCAAGACAGCAGCGCGACGGGCACCUCCUCCGCGUCUUCACUGUCGAUCACGUCGGGGUCCUCCUCGGACAACAGUGACGAGGACGACGACGACACCGAAGUUUCAACGGUCAGCGACUCAUCCUUCAGCCCAAUGUCGAUUGGAGCGCCGCCAGGCGGUCCAUGCGUGAGUGGUGGGGCGGUGAGAAGGGGUAACCCAGAUGGCGCGCCGCCCGGCACAGCAGCCGGCACCCCGGCGUCGCCUUUGGGCGGGCCCGCCGCCAUUCCGGCGCCUCUCACGACGCCGCUAGUGUCCCUUCUCUCCCCAUGGGAGCAGAACUUCCUCUACGUGGACUUGCUCGGCGCACCCGAGACGGUGCUCGCCGCGUCGCUGGCCAUCUUAGACGUCUGCCCUGACUUCGAUUACAGCUCCCCAAGCGUGCAUCUGGGGGAUGCGAAGGCGAGGGCAGCUCUCAUGGCCCCACCGCCACCGCCGGAGGGCGUGCACACGCUUAUAGAAGUCAUGGCCGCGGCGAAGCAGCUGCAAAUCGAGCCCCUGCACGCCCUCUGUGCCGGGUGGUUGGCCGACUUCAUGAUCCGAGCUUCGUACGGGGCGACAGACAACUUCGAGGCGGCGCAUCUGAUUCGGCAGUGUCUUCGUGUGACAAGCGACUGGAGUCGGCGGGAGACGGACUGCCUGAAGAUCGAAAAUGAGUGGCCAGCGAAUGAGGAGUCCGAGUAG